This is a messenger RNA of Diabrotica virgifera virgifera (western corn rootworm), 576 nucleotides long. RefSeq lists its product as uncharacterized. The coding region runs from base 138 to 554 and encodes 138 amino acids. NCBI's taxonomy places the organism in Eukaryota, Metazoa, Arthropoda, Insecta, Coleoptera, Chrysomelidae. The transcript has 2 exons. The record is from RefSeq and is a predicted model, not a curated record.
UUUGCCAAAUUAUAAUGAGCUAAUAUAUUCUAUAAAUAUGAACUUACAAAAUGAGUGCGUUAUUUCAAAACACAUCAGGUCUCUCGGCUACAUAGAGAUUCUUUAGUGUUUUACCAACGUAAUAAAAAAUAUCGACUAUGAAGUUUGAUCCAGAGCUAAUGUUUGAAUGUUUGUUGUACAUAAAUGCCCACUAUUUCCCAGUUAUUGCUAUCAGUGAGAUAUCAAUGCUUACAGCAAAAUAUUUCAGUGAUAAAAAAGAUACUCCAAAUAUAGAUCAGGAUGCAGUAGUUUGUUUAACAAGACAUGUUUGUGAAUUAAUGAAACUUGUAAUGUUUCAAAGGUUUAAAUAUACACAUAAAAAAUUAAUUACUCUGUUCUCCAUCUUCCUAACCUUCAUGACAGUGGGGACAGUUUAUUACAACGUGAACAUACAACAUCCUAUUUUAAAGUUAGAGAUUAUAUUAAGUGUUUUAACAACCCUUUUGGAAGCCACUGAAAUAUUUUUUGGGUGUUGGUAUUUAAUGCCAUGCUAUAAGAAAGUAGAAUAUUUUUAAUAAAAUUUAAAAUAGUGCAUAA